Erinaceus europaeus (western European hedgehog) is the source of this 1155-nucleotide messenger RNA. It is a transcript of the gene SPATA17, whose product is annotated as spermatogenesis associated 17. Bases 1 to 870 code for a protein of 289 amino acids. NCBI's taxonomy places the organism in Eukaryota, Metazoa, Chordata, Mammalia, Eulipotyphla, Erinaceidae. The record is from RefSeq and is a predicted model, not a curated record. The transcript has 8 exons. Gene Ontology annotation, cellular component: spindle pole. Gene Ontology annotation, biological process: establishment of meiotic spindle localization; mitotic cell cycle; spindle organization.
AUGCAAGACUGUGUUAGUAAUCAGAAAUCUUUGCAGCCCGGAGGUGAGGUGGCAGGGAAGGGACUGGGGAAUAUUCAGAGGCGAUGGCGAGGUUAUAAGAUCCGGAAAUACUGUUUUAAUUAUUAUUAUUUGAAAAACUACCUGAGAGCUGUUUCAGAAACCAAUGAAGCAAUAAGGGAGGCUCUGGAUGAGUUUGCGGAGAUGAAAGCCAGGGAAAAGAAGAAGGCCGACCUGGAGCGGGAAGAGAAGGAGAGGACUGACCGAGCCCGGAAGAUGCAUUACCUGCUCAGCACAAAGCAGAUCCCUGGAAUAUACAACUCGCCAUUCAGGAAAGAGCCUGACCCCUGGGAGAUGGAGCUGCGGAAGGUCAGACUAGUGCGCGAACCCAGACCCCAGGUGAAGCAGACGUGCUCGGCCUGCCCAGAGGACUGGCUGCCUUGCCCCAGACACCACUCCCUCCCCCAGGCUGAAAUCCUGCCUCCCAUCAACAGGAAAAAGUGUCAGGGCCCCUUCCGGCAGGUGGAGGAGGUGCUGGCCCAGCGCUACAAGCCCAUGGAGCUGACACUGCGUGCAUCAGAGCCAUUCACCGACUUCAAGGAGGAGAGGGAGGAGCUCAGAAGACAGGAGUGUGCCUGCAACAUCAGCGACAGCAUGUUUUUGCCGUUUUCCAACUACCAUAAGAAUAAAAAGUACCUGCCACUGAUACAUUCAUCAAGCAAGUACGGCCCUGCAUCCUACGGCUACCAGAGCUUCCGUGAUGAAAAUCCUAGGAAAUGGAUCUGCAGCAAGGAUUUUCAAUCUGUAUUGCCAUCAUUUGAGCUCUUCUCCAAGUUUGGAAAAUCAUAUUCAAAAGCUGGACAAAUUAUAUAAAGAAAAUGAAAGAAGACAAAAUAUGGGAAGGAAGUCCAGACAGUAAGGAGACCCUGGGUAGAAGGUGCCCCUGCCCGGCAUCAGAGCUUCCACUUCCAGCGGUGCCCAGUGACCCUGAGCAGUCUCGCAGCCUCUGAAAGGUCCCUCAUUCCCUGGCGUAGCCUUCUGGCUCAUGUCUGUGCAGAGAAGUUGGUGCAUCCAACGUGAGAGUCUUCGAGAGAAAAAUGCAUGGAAACCACGCCCUCCUGGUGAUGCAAUAAAUGCAAUAAAUCAUAAUAUUUCGCA